AUGGGUUUUAUCGCUUCUGCUGAUGAGAUUUCGACGGGAGAACACGCACAGAACGCAGCAUCAACGAAAAUUAGCGUAAAAGUGGCUCGCUGCUGCGUGUGCGACGGUAUUUACCAUGCUCAGUGUCUACUCGAGCUAGGAAGCGGGCUAAAGACGGGGGAAUCGACCUUUACGUGCUUGAAAUGUCGCUCCAAGUCUACAAAGCUGACCAGGAAGGAGAAAAAGACUCUAGAAGAUGACGCUCUGCCGAUUCUAGUGCCGGCGCUGGCCUUCCCGUACGUGCGAAGACCUCAACUCGCCAAAAAUGACGGGAAAACGACGCGAAGACGUGAAUUCUUGGUAGAGAAUGACGGAAACGAAGACAAAAUGACUGUGGAUGAUGACAAUACCAACUGGGACGUGUAUUCAAUCGCAGUGGAGGUGUGUACGACUUGUCGACAGGUGCAGAUACCCGCUGAAGAGAAGACCAACUGCCAGAACUGCCACACUGCACGUCUCCACGGACGCUGUGUGAGUCGCUAUCAAGCUGGCCAUGGAGGAGAUGCGAAGAAGAAGAAAGUGUACCGCGGAACAGGCAAGAAACGACGUCGCUCGUCGUCUCUAGCCUCGUUGGAGUGGUGUGCGCCGUGUGUACUGGACACUAACAAGCAGGCGAAGCAGCUAGUGGACGGAUCUAUUGAGACGCGCACCAUUGCGCUGCUAGUGAACGACGAAGACAAAGCAGAGGGUCAAGUACAGUGGUGGACGGACUGUUGUAUGUGCAAGGGACGCUUCUGCUUGCAGGAAUUCUGCGACGCUCAGGACACAGACGCCAGUUUGGAUCACGUGGCUAACGCGCCCCUAGAGGACGAGACGGAGUGGUGUUGUGCUCAUUGCGCGUCAGUUGCCCAAUCCCUCGCUUUAGUGACAGUAGUCAUUUGCGACGGCUGCGAUGGCGAGUUCGACAUGGCUACAUUGAAUCCGCCGCUGGCAGAAGCCCCCGAGGGCGACUGGUUCUGCUCUGCAUGCAGCUGUAAGACAGAGUCGACGGCGGUCGCUCCGAAAUUAGUGACAACGCUGAAAUGUGAGGGCUGUCAACGUGAAAUCGACCUGAAUCACAUCCAGCCACCGCUGACGAGUGCUCCGAACGGAGACUGGUUCUGUCACGACUGUGUAAUGGACGCUGCGAGUGCCGCUCCAAGUGUGAAUAGCGCGGCGGUGUCUCUGGUCCCAGUGACGCUGUUGAUCUGUGACUUGUGUGACUGGGAGUACGACAUGAAGGCACUGGAUCCCCCGCUCACUGAAGUGCCCAGUGGCGACUGGUUCUGUCCAACGUGUAGCGCGCAGCAAGGCAAGAGUCGCAAGAAGACCACGCGGCGUGGGACCAGGCCCUUACCUGCGCUACAAGCUCCUUCUCCUAAGCUUGAGGUGGUCGUGACGGUCUUGUUGUGUGAUGGCUGCGACCACGAGUUCGAUCCGUUGACACUGAACCCGCCACUGCUCGAGAUCCCGGACGGCGAGUGGUUCUGUCCAGCGUGUAGUGACGUUCGUGAAGGCUUUCAACGCUGUGUGGGCUGCGAUACGAGAUUUCACGCAGGAGGCAGCGCUGCGGAUCGUUUGCAUCGUCCGAGUGGCACAGUGGACGGUGUGAUGCUGUGUGAAGCCUGUCGAAACUUACAAGUCGAAUACACACGCAGACGCUCGGAGCCUGCUUCGAACGCCAGCCUUGAAGCGAAGACUACAGCGGUAAGUAGGAAGCGAAGUCGAGGGACAGAGACCCGGAAGAGCAUUAAAUUGCAGAAAACAGAGCUUGGUGGGCCUCCUGCAACGCAAGGCAGUGCUGUAGUGGUGGAACCCACGAGCGUAUCGUCCAGAAGUGCUUCUGUAGAAGACACUAGCGGUCCACGGAUCCUCAUCCCGAAGCCGAUCACGAUGGUGGCGUCGUCUUCAAGUCUUCGUACGGAGUUCGAGGGCUUGAAAAGUGGCUGGAGCUAUACGAACCCGACGGUGGUCGUGGCAGACCCCGGCGAUAACGUGGCCGCUAGCAACAUGGCCGACGAAGAGAGCGGUGUGUUCAUUGUCUGCGAUAUCUGCUUCGUAGAGUUCAAAAUGGCCGAUGUUCUCGGCACGGACGACGCUGCUGCAGUCCCUGCGCGUCCGUGGUUCUGUAAACCGUGUCUGCGCGCUCUCAAGCGCGGUCGGAAGAAGCGGCCGCGUUUCUCCAAGCAGAUGGUGCUGGAGAUGCAAGUCUACGGCCGUCUCUUGCGUGCUACAGCUGCCAAAGUCUCGGAUAUGGACGCGGUAAUUCGAGUGGGGAAGAUCCCGAACUCGCGUGAAGAGCGACGCCGCAUGUACGAGCUGGUGGGAAAGAGUGUCGGCGUGUUCUUGCAGUGGGACAAGCAGUGGGUUAUGGGGCGAGUCGUGGCCUUCCACGCUACGCACCCGUCCAAGCACCAUACGAUCCGCUUUGAAGACGGCGUGCUGGCGUCGCUGCCGCUGUACACGUUCCCCAUAGUGAUUGGCACGCGUACGAUGCUCUACGUGAAGACGCCAGCGCUGCAGAACCAGUGGUGGCCGGCUCAAGUCCUGCGACUGAACGCUCUGGCCAAGAAGCUUUUACUGCCGACGCAAGAGGAGGAGACCGCUGCGCGUGUGAACUUUCGUCUUGUCCGGGUAUUUGCGAGCAGUGAGCACGUGGAGACGACGCAGUUUGUGUCGUGUUGGGUGCCCAAGUAUCUCUGUCGAAGCAUGAAGCGCUUUGCUGCUCCCGACACGAGAAAUGACGACGAGUUGCUGUCCAAGUCACUGGAACGCGCGCAGAAAGAGCUGCAGAUGGAGACGGAGUGCUCGAGUCGCUUCUUCCAAGCGUUAGUGGCGGGUUUUCGACGGGUUUUAACGUCCACUCCACCGCCCGUGAAGCUCACGAAAGGAGGUAAACGGGCGUCAGAUGCCUUUGAUCGAUGCACGCAGAUCGCGGACGUGUUGGUCGGGAAAGUUAUCGUGGUCCUGUCGGGUGUAUUGGUACCGGGCACGGACGGCGUAGUGUAUCAUCUGGAAGACGUUAGUACACUCAGUGAAGUCGCUAUUCUGCUCGAGUUGAGUGGCUCGGACGUGGGGGGAGGCCUCCCCGGGGAGUUCCACUCGAAAGAGCUGCUGGAAAAGGCGAUUAUACGAGAAACUGGCGUCGCGUUAUCGGCAGCAGAAGAGAGACGCGGAGAUGCGGGUGAAGAAGAGCUGUUGGCGUGCGCCCAGUGUGACAACCAGUUCCACGCCACGUGCUGUGAUCCGCCACACGCGCCGCUUUCGCUCGUGAGUCCAGACGAUGGAGACGUUCUGGUUGCAGAUCUCAAGACGCCGUUCGUGUGCAGCGACUGCACGUCGUGUGCUGGCUGUCGCUGUCGGAAAAGCGAUGAAGCGCGCGCAGAAGAGCCGAGUCCCAGAUGGUCGCAAUGGCGGCUGCCGCUACAGACCGCUGCGCUGUGCACCACGUGCAUCCCGUACUACAAGGCGAAUCGGUUCUGCGGCGUCUGCAACUUGGUGCUGGACGACGAGCAGCUGGCGACCAGUGUGGAUCUGCUGACGUGUGCGACGUGUCACCACUGGAUCCACGCAGACUGCGAGCCAGAUCCACAUCCGGCUUUCCACGCGUGCAGUAGUGCUCGUGAGUUCGCUCUAGAUGUCGUCACGGGUACGUCAGACGCUCGGGAUACUCGCGAGGUGGAUGCAGAGUCGAUCUCGACGCCUGUGGGCAGUCGGAGUCCGUCGGAGGAACGCACUGCUGUAUCCAGCGGCAAGAGUAGUGCAGCUAAAGAUGACGGCGCCGCGAAGACGGCCAAGCAGGUGGAGGAAGACUUUGCACUUUCGUUACGCUUCGGAUCGGGCUAUGACCCCAAGAUGCUGCACAAUUACGAGUGUCUGACGUGUCGGAAGGUGCGCAUGCUGCAUGUUCUGCAUCGCCUGGGCGGCGAAGACAAGCUGGUGCUGUUCCGAGAGCCCGUGACCGAGGCCAUUGCACCCACGUACUUCGACAUCAUCAAGACGCCGAUGGAUCUGAGCACGAUGCAGCACAAGAUCCUGGCGGGCAAGUACACGAGCGUCAACCUCCGUGCGUUCCGAGACGACUUCGAGCUCAUGUGUCUGAACGCCGUCACGUUUAACACGAAGGAGCGCGACUUUUUGAUCUGGCGCGAGGCGUGGCGGUUCUACGGCCAAGGCCAGCGGAUUUUCCGACAGACGGCACCGAAGGCGCGUAUGAAACAACGUGGAGGACGUCACUAUGACGCGCUGUUAGUGGCUGCGAAGCGGCAGUUGCCUAACAAUUCAGCGCUGGCUCAGGCCACGGGCGAGUCGAUCGGUGGCGAAGGUGGAGAGAACGACGAGGACGACGAGUUUGACGACGAAGACGACGGAGACAACGGCUCGGAUGCUGGCUCGGAGGCCGCUACGCGCGUUCCAGACAACGCUGGGCCUUCGACUGGCGCUGCGGCGUUGGUAUCGGACGCGGCGUCAGUGCACGACAGCGAUACGAACAGUAACGGAAUGGAAUCAACAGUGAAGAGCAGGAGCGACGCUAUCGGUGACGCUGGUGUGGCUGCAUCGAAUGGGAACGCGGUGGCGGUGGAGACGGAGCGACGGAUCGUGACGAACGACGCGUUCGUGCACCAGAGCAAGCUGCGUAUUGCCACGUCGCGCUCUCUUGUCGCGCUGUUUCAACUCGUACAGACACGGACGUCGGCGCACACGUACAGCUGGCUGGAUCAGUGUGCCGUGUGUGGGAGUGCCGGCCUGUCUAGUGAAUUCAUCUUCUGCGUGGACUGCGGAGAAGGUUUCCACUCGUUUUGCGUGUCUGGGAUGAGUGCCGCUCGACUCGAAGACAGCGACCAACUGCGUGCGUAUUGGCGUUGUCCGAACUGCAAGAUGUGCGAGAUCUGUGGCCAGCCAGGAGCUGUCUGCGGUGCAGAGAGUAGCGCACGUGUUCCUGCUACCGCGGGCAAUGUGGACAGCCCCAAUACAGACACGGAGACGUCGUUGGAAUUAGCGAAGACGGAGUCGCUGUUGCUAUGUGGACACUGUGAUCGAGGCUUCCACGGCUCGUGCUUGGUGCCGGCUAUCAAGUUACCGUUGAAUCCUAAGAAACGCGAUGGGACGAGCUCGAGUCCUGUCAUCUACUGCGCCAGUUGUGUGUCGUGUGUCAACUGCAAGAGCUCGAGGGAGUAUCUCGACUCGGACGUAGCCCCGAACGACCAUCUCGAUGCACUGGAACGUACGUACAGCUACGAGCAGGACAAGUGUCUGCACUGUCACAACCGGAAGGAGCGUGAAGUACAAGCACUUAGAGAACGGACCAGAUUGCUGACGGAAGUGUGGAUGGAUGCAGCGCGCAGAAGCAAGAAGGACGCCGAGAAAUGUCCGCUGUGUCGAAGGAAAUGGGACGCGGAUCUUGAGGAGUUGAUGCAGUGUGACGCCUGUGAACGUUGGGUGCAUCCGCCGUGUGACGACCUGUUGAAGAAAGAGCCCAAGCGGUACCAGACGCUCGUGAGCGACCCGAACGCCGUGUACGUCUGUGCUGCGUGUCGUCCUCAAGAACGUCAACAUGUCACGUCGAAAGUCUCGGACGGUGAAGGAUGGCGUUGCCAGGCGCUUAUUGCGGACAUCCAGCGUAAACGUGUACAAUGCGAGUCGAGCUGGAAGGAGACGCUGAUGCAGAUGGAGCAAGUGGAGCGCUGGAAGCGUCUGGCAGACAACACGCCGGUGUACCUGUAUAUCUUGCGUCUGGGUGAGGAAUGUCUGCGCACGUUUGCGUACCGAAGUCUCAACUUCCAGAGCGAUUGGUACCGGUUGACGAAGCAGCAAGAGCUGGAUGACACGGGCGUAGUUAUCCCCGAGUGGCUGCUGCGGAAAGCGAACCGGUAUAUGCGAUUCAAAAGGUACAUGCGUGGGCCCCGUGCCGCUGCUCGACGUCGUGAACGCAAGACGCAGAGCUUUUAUUCGAAGCAAGCGGUGGGGCUGAGUACGCAGAAGGAUGCGAGUGCGAUCUGUAUGAUCGUGUCGGAAGCUGCGAGCUGUGCGGCCUUGUUGGCGUGUGUGCAUCUGCUGUACGGGUGGAGACCGCUACCAGAAGUUGUGAUCCACUUGCUAUCUAGCGAUGAGGGCGGCGCGGAGCCUCGAAAACUGAAGGAAGCAUUGCUCAAGCGGCUGCGAAGUGGCGAUGGUGAUGCACAGGAGCCGAGAGCGAAGCUGGAAGCCGAGAUCGCGACUAUCAAGGAGCAGUAUGAUCGCAGAGUAGACAAGAGACAUCUCGUGCAUGAACCCUCGUCCGAGCUCACGGUAUUCGGCCUCGGAGAUGCCACCAGCGCGGCGGAACAGGACGAAGAAGAGAGCAAAGAAAACGACUCGGAGACGCCGCACGCGGAGGAGCAAGAGGCUGCUGUGUCGCUGGUGGCGUCGUCGUCGUCCUCGAGUUCGCGAAGAGUGGCUUGCAUGACUACGGCGCCGCCGCUACAUGGCUGGCCGACGAGUGACGACGAUAGUGCGGCAGCGUUCGAAGACACGCGGUUCUGCGCGCUAUGCUUCAUGAUUGGCGAUAAUUCCGCGUGUGGACGCUUGUUGUACACGGAAGCGGAGACGUGGGUGCACGUCAACUGCGCCAUGUGGUCGAUGGAAGUAUACGAGGACGUGUGUGGCGUGUUGCACAAGUGCAGUAAGGCCAAGCACCGCAGUCGGUUGAUACGUUGCGACGCGUGUGGCCUCAUGGGGGCGACGAUUGGCUGCGCGAUCUCACGGUGCACUCGACACUUCCACUUCCCGUGCGCAGUGGACGCGGGCGUGGCGUUUCUACCGAACGGCGAGACGUGCUGUCCCGUGCCGGCACAUCUGGAUAUGGUGGCUCGAAGACUCGAGACGGCGAACGGAGGAGUGACCUUGGAGGCGUCUGAAACCGCCCCGCAGGCCACGAUCAACGCGGAAUCAGCCGACGAUGGCGACGUGUCCAGCGCGGAGCAGACUGCGAGCUCCGAGGAGGAAAACAAAACUCAAGAUGCUGGCGAGACGGGGCCCAACACCAUAGUAAAGGGAGAGAUGAUGGAGGUGAGCGCAGAACCGAAUAGUGGAGUACCGGAGCGUGUAGCAGAGUCCGUCAUGAAGUCCCAGGGACAAGAGGAACGUGGAGAGAGCGUCCAGAAUCUUGAGGAGACGAAGGCGAGUGAAGUGACGCGGCCACAACACGUUCUACCGGUGAUCAACCCUCGUCCCGAGCCUCGCAGAUCUCUGUUCAGUGACCCGCCACUGGUGACAGUGUCGGACUUGAAGAAGAAGAAGCGGGCGGAGAUGAAACGCGGCAUCAAGCCCCGGCCUAUGUGUUACCGUAUUGGAGCACUGACCGUGCACUCCCUCGGCCACGUCUUCGUCGGCAACGCAGGCUUCCACACGCGAACAGCGAUCUAUCCGUUAGGGUUCCGCAGUACGCGUAUCUUCUGGAGUACUUGCCACCUGGCCACUCGCUGUCUGUACGAGUGUGUGAUCUCCAGCUCCGAGAUCGAGGAGCGACGUGCUCGACGACUGAAGAAACGGGAAAACGGCGGCGUGGACGAGGACGAGGACGAAGACAGCGAGUAUGAGCAACAGCGACGAAGACCUCGCGUCGUGUUCAAGAUCACGCCGUCGGACGACCAAGAGCGACCCAUCGUGGCAUCCACGCCUGAAGACGCGCUCAUUGAACUCCGCAGUCGUGUCGUGUCGCUGUAUGAAGAGCAACGAGGCUUCUCUGUAAGUCCACGGAGUGGCCAGAGCUCAGGAGCAGAGAGGAACCCGUUCUUGAAGCGCAGUUCGUGGUUCUCGUUCGCACUUAGUGGCGACUACUUCUUCGGCUUUGGGUUACCAGAGAUUUCUCGGUACAUUGAAGAGCUGCCGUACGCUGCCACUACAGCGAUAAGUCGUCGCGCGGUGGUACGGAAGCUUCGACAGCAACAACAGCGUCAAGGACAGAGUCCUCUAGCUGGGUCCGCGGCGGCGACGUGGGGCUCUGGCGCGCGUAAACGCAGCCACGACAGCAUGGAGCAGAGCGCUGUGAACGCAGCGCAAGUCAUCUCGUUGAUGCUCGAGGAAGAGGAGGAUGAAGAGCUCUACGAGUUCAGUCAGACACUGCCGUCAGCAGAGACGUUCCAGACCGCAGAGCGCGUCAUGGAGCAUCUCGUACGAGCCGAACAACGCGCACGCCAGUCUUCUGGCUGUGCACGGACCGAUGGCUUUGAAGGCAAUCGGCUGUUUGGAUCGCCCAAGAAGGCCAAGAUCAUGCCAAGACGCCAAGCUUUGAGCAAGGAGGCGACCAAUGAACCAGUGCUUGGAGGCAACUCGAGUGGCGUGGCGAUGGAUAUCGAGCACUUGCCCAUCACAAUGCAGUAUCGCGAGCUACGACGACGACCGUUUGACGAGCGAAUGUUGGUGAGGAAGUCGUCGAUCCACGGCUACGGAUUGUUCCUGAAGGAGCCUGUGAGUGAUGGCCAGAUGAUCGUGGAGUAUCAAGGACAGAUGAUUAACCAGACGAUAGCAGAUGAACGAGAGCGACGCUAUGAGGAGCAAGGCGUCGGCAGUUGCUACAUGUUCCGUCUGGAUGAGAAGACGAUAAUUGACGCGACGCGGUGUGGGAAUCUGGCGCGGUUUAUUAAUCACUCGUGCGACCCGAAGGCCUUUGCGCGCAUUGUGGCGGUGGAAGGAGGAGAAAAGAAGAUUGUCAUCUUUGCCAAGCGAGCGAUUGCAGUGGGGGACGAGGUGACGUAUGACUACAAGUUCCCUAUUGAAGAUGAAGCGAUCCGAUGCGACUGCAACGCCCCCAAUUGUAUCGGCCGCAUGAAUUAGUUUCGACGUUUAAUCAACGCAGCAGAUUUGUUU
Molecule: messenger RNA, 8865 nt
Organism: Phytophthora infestans T30-4
Lineage: Eukaryota; Oomycota; Peronosporomycetes; Peronosporales; Peronosporaceae
Product: histone-lysine N-methyltransferase, putative
Exons: 3
Coding region: 1-8832 (2943 amino acids)
Cellular component (GO): nucleus
Molecular function (GO): protein binding
Source: RefSeq, a predicted model, not a curated record